AUGGAUGUCGCAGUUAUUAUGGGACUCCCCGUCGAUGGUGGCGCAGUGACUGGAGGGGGAUCCUAUCAGUGGGCAGAGUUUUGCGGGUUACUUCUCGGGGUGGUUCCGGAGGAUAUUAGGGGUGGUGAGAUCAAGAUAGAUUGGUUAUAUCAGCAGUUCCAUGAUAUCCCCUUAGACGCACCUCCGGCUAUUGUUAGAGCUACGGCGAGAGCAUAUAUACUAUUUCAGAUAGGAUGUAGUUUGUUUCCAAAUCCAAGUGGGAACAGGGUGCAUUUGAAAUGGUUGCCACAUUUAGAGGAUUUUGACCUUUGUGGUGCAUUAGCAUGGGGUGCAGCCGCGCUAGCACAUCUUUAUCGCGCUCUAGAAAAUGCUUGCAUCAGGGGAAAGGUCGAGUGUUGUUGUUUUGGGACAUUAGUUCAGAUAUGGGCAUGGGACCACCUGCAUAUUAGCCGCCCUGAGGUAGUAGGCCCGCAGCCUGAGCUUGUCGACAUGCCAUUAGGGUGUCGGUGGAAUACUAGAUUAGCAUUUCGGGACAAUGUCAGGACUACUGACAUUGAGUUUUAUCGUGAUCAGCUGGAUCAGCAGUCUGCGUUGAUUCAUGCCUGCAAAGAUCAAUUAUACGAUCAGACGUGUCUACCCGGUAUUUCAGUGAGGUGGACUCUUAGUACCCCUAUACAGGUCGCCGAUCAGAUGGAGGCAGCGUCGACGGGCGAUUUCGAGGUUAUCGUAAGGAUCAAUCCCUCCUCUUCAGCUCCUCCACGGCCAGACAUACUACCGGCACAUGCUACUGCUGUGAUUGAGCCGGUUAUUGAGAGUGCUGCUAUAGAGCAUCUAGACCAGUUGGAGAUCUUGGAGCCUUUUGAUGAGUAUGAUGUUGGUCGUGGUCACGGACGUGGUAGGCGACGUGGUCGAGGAGGUCGAGGGAGGAGAACAUGA
Messenger RNA from Ananas comosus (pineapple), 936 nucleotides. RefSeq names its product protein MAIN-LIKE 1-like. The record is from RefSeq and is a predicted model, not a curated record. Lineage: Eukaryota; Viridiplantae; Streptophyta; Magnoliopsida; Poales; Bromeliaceae. The transcript has 5 exons. Gene Ontology annotation, biological process: meristem development; meristem maintenance. The coding region runs from base 1 to 936 and encodes 311 amino acids.